Molecule: messenger RNA, 931 nt
Organism: Sardina pilchardus (European sardine)
Lineage: Eukaryota; Metazoa; Chordata; Actinopteri; Clupeiformes; Clupeidae
Gene: gem
Product: GTP binding protein overexpressed in skeletal muscle
Exons: 4
Coding region: 71-931 (286 amino acids)
Biological process (GO): negative regulation of high voltage-gated calcium channel activity
Cellular component (GO): plasma membrane
Molecular function (GO): GTPase activity; calcium channel regulator activity; GTP binding
Source: RefSeq, a predicted model, not a curated record
UCCACCAUACUGCAUUGAUCAAUAAGAUUAUUUUCCAAUCAAUUUAACCCUCGGAAAGUUUUUUUUUGCCAUGGCUCUGCUAGCGAAUAUGCGAAGACAUAGUCUGCGCAUGCAACAGCAACUUCACCGAUGGAGUAUCUGCGUACCGGACGGAAGUCACCUGCUGACUGAUGGCCUGCGACGCUGCGAAGAGGCUAUGACACGUGUAGGAACAGACGAAGACGACCAGUACAGGGACCGCUGGAGUUCAACGUCCACUGAUUCUGGCAUUUCGACAGAGUCAAGCACUCCAACAUUCACCGUGGUGAUGCUCGGCGACCCGGGCGUGGGGAAAACGGCUCUCACGGGUAUUUUUGCCGGUGCCACGGACAGUCUUGCUAUUGAAAGUGAGAUGUGUGUAGAGGAGGUGUGUGAGAGAACAGUCCUAGUUGAUGGAGAAAGCGCUACAGUGACGCUGGUGGAUUCAUGCAAUUCUCUGGAAGAAGCCGUCUCUGAAGUCUGCUCUGUGGAUGCGUUUCUGCUGGUGUACUCCAUCACAGACCGCGCCUCCUUUGAGCGUGCUGCUGAGUUGCGCAUCCAGAUCCGACAGAGCGAUACCUUCGCCAACACUCCCAUCAUUCUAGUGGGCAACAAGUGUGACCUGGUCCGGCGCAGGGAGGUGCCCAUCAGUGAGGCGCGUGUGUGUGCUGUAGUGUUUGACUGUAAACUAGUGGAGACGUCUGCCCUCAUGCAGCACAAUGUCUGGCUUCUGUUUGACGGCGUCAUCAGACAACUGCGUCUCCGUGGCAAUAGCAGCGAUGGUCCCUCCCACCGGAAGGGGAGUGUUCCGGAGCGAGCAAAACGCUUCAUACACACACUCGCCGCCAAGAGAAACACACACGCCGCAUAUACACUCAAGUCCAAAUCCUGCCAUGACCUGUCAGUCCUCUAG